Molecule: messenger RNA, 954 nt
Organism: Vicia faba (fava bean)
Lineage: Eukaryota; Viridiplantae; Streptophyta; Magnoliopsida; Fabales; Fabaceae
Source: the annotation of a GenBank genome assembly
AUGGCGGUCUCCGAUGGCGUCGUCAAGAAAGUGAUCCUCUCGUACACCUACGUAGCGAUAUGGAUCUUCCUCAGCUUCACUGUUAUCGUGUACAACAAGUACAUCUUGGAUAAGAAGAUGUACAAUUGGUCUUAUCCGAUCUCGUUAACCAUGAUUCACAUGGCGUUUUGUUCGUCACUGGCGUAUCUUCUUGUUCGCGUGUUUAAGCUGGUUGAACCGGUUUCGAUGUCACGCGAUCUGUAUCUGAAAUCGAUGCUGAAAGCGCUUAUGCCUGUUGCUGUUUAUUCGAUUGGAGUUUUGCUUAAGAAGGAGGGUUUUAAGAAUGAGACUAUGGCGAAUAUGAUUUCGAUUUCGCUCGGGGUUGCUGUUGCGGCUUACGGUGAAGCUAAGUUUGAUACUUGGGGUGUUACGUUGCAGCUUAUGGCUGUUGCUUUUGAGGCUACGCGUUUGGUUUUGAUUCAGAUUUUGCUUAAUUCUAAGGGGAUUUCGUUGAAUCCCAUUACGUCACUUUAUUACAUUGCUCCUUGUUGUUUGGUGUUUUUGUCUGUUCCUUGGUUGAUUGUUGAGUAUCCUUCUUUGAGGGAUAACUCGAGUUUUCAUUUGGAUUUCGCGAUUUUUGGGACCAAUUCGCUUUGUGCUUUUGCUUUGAAUCUUGCUGUGUUUUUGCUGGUUGGGAAGACUUCUGCUUUGACUAUGAAUGUUGCUGGGGUUGUUAAGGAUUGGCUGUUGAUUGCGUUUUCGUGGUCUGUGAUUAAGGAUACUGUUACUCCGGUUAAUUUGAUUGGUUAUGGGUUGGCGUUUUUGGGGGUUGCGUAUUAUAAUCAUUCCAAGUUGCAGGCGCUUAAGGCUUCGGAGACGCAGAAGAAGGCUCUUCAGAAUGAUGAAGAGGCUGGAAGGUUGUUGGAACAGAGAGACGGGGAAGGGACUGGAAGGAAGAUCGACAGCCAGAACUGA